GGAAACCAGUUAAACAUUGGCGCUGCUGGAACCUCAAGCCACCUCUUAGCGUAGGGGAAGCGGCGAGGUUUCCUCCUGCUCCUCCUCUCGCCGUUCCGGCGGAUGUCCGGCCGCAGACAUGGCGCUGGGGGAGGCGGGUGCUUGCGGGCGGCUCUUGCUGUGGCCCCGCGUCAUUCUCUUCGGAGACUCCAUCACUGAGUUCUCCUUCCGGGAAAAUGGCUGGGGGACGUAUCUUGCUGAGAGACUGGUCAGAAAAUGUGAUGUUGUGAACCGUGGGCUCUCAGGAUACAACACCAGAUGGGCUAAAUUGAUCCUGCCAAGACUGAUCGCUAAAAGUGCUGGUGCUGAGAGUACUGUCGCAGUUACUAUUUUCUUUGGAGCUAAUGACAGUGCUUUGAAAGAUCUGAACCCAAAGCAACACGUUCCGUUGGAGGAGUACACUGCGAACUUGAAGAGCAUGAUACUGUAUCUCAAGUCAGUGGACAUUACUGAAGACAGGAUUAUUUUGAUAACGCCACCACCUCUUCAGGAAUCAGCUUGGGAAAAGGAGUGCCUUGCCAAAGGUGACAAAUUGAAUCGCCACAAUGCAACCACCGGGGAGUAUGCCCAGGCCUGUGUUCAGGUCGCUAGGGACUGUGGAACUGAUGUAGUCGAUCUCUGGACACUGAUGCAGAACAAUCAGGAUUUCUCUUCCUAUUUGUGUGAUGGUCUUCACUUAUCACCGAAAGGCAACAGCUUUCUGGCAGCACAACUGUGGCCACGCCUGGAAAAGAAACUGUCAUCCCUUCCUUUCCAGCUUCCAUACUGGCGUGACGUAGACCACACACACCCUGAAGCCACUCUUCUGCCAGAUGCCCUGCAGUGAGGAGCUGAAGCAGCCUUGCUGGACAAAGCCACUCUGCUUGUGAGCAGCCACUGCCAGGAACACGCCGCAGACAUUGCGUGCCUGGGCAAGGGGAGGUGGGGGGGAUCCCCUGACAGUGCUCUGCCUUGGCCCCUUCUCUUGGGCUGUGGAGAAUAAAAGAUGAGACCACUG
This is a messenger RNA of Pezoporus occidentalis (night parrot), 1036 nucleotides long. It is a transcript of the gene IAH1, whose product is annotated as isoamyl acetate hydrolyzing esterase 1 (putative). NCBI's taxonomy places the organism in Eukaryota, Metazoa, Chordata, Aves, Psittaciformes, Psittacidae. Gene Ontology annotation, molecular function: hydrolase activity, acting on ester bonds. The transcript is spliced from 6 exons. The record is from RefSeq and is a predicted model, not a curated record. Bases 119 to 865 code for a protein of 248 amino acids.